This is a messenger RNA of Paramecium sonneborni, 640 nucleotides long. The record is from the annotation of a GenBank genome assembly. NCBI's taxonomy places the organism in Eukaryota, Ciliophora, Oligohymenophorea, Peniculida, Parameciidae.
GUCAAAUAAUGGGUACUUGUGCUACGUGUAAUACAAAGAUAGAAAUCGUGGAGAGUGAUAUUAUGAUAUCUAAAGAAAGUGUUUUUUAGAAAUUAAAAGAGUUAAAUCAAAAUACAAAAUCAACAAUUUUUUUGACAAUGAGAAGCAAUAAAAAGAUUGGUUAUGAAAAUUUAGUAGAUUAAUCUUCAUAAGUUAGUGAAAUAAAUGAUGAAAGAUCUGAAAUGAAAAAUAUACAUGGGAGUGUCAAAUUAAGAAAGAGAAUUUAUAGUUUUUAAGAAAAGCAAUUAUAGUAGGCGCAUUUUCUUAUUAAUGAUCAAAAUGACUCUGCUAAAGUUAGAUGUUUUAGAUUUACAGAUCCUAAUCUUCCUAGAAAUUUAUCAAACUCAUCAAGUUCAAAUAGUUAAUUUAGAGAAUUUAAUGCACAUUUCAAAAUUAGUGAUAAAUAAAUUAUUGAAUCUGAUGAAAGUAAAUCAAUAAAAAGUAUUUUAAAAAAAAAACCAAGGUAAUAGAGUGAGACUAAAUCGGUUCACUUUGCAAAAAAUAUUGAUAGUUAAACAAGAAUAAAAUCAAAAUCUUGUCAUCAUAAAUAAAAUAAAAAAAAAAAGAAAAAGCUAAUUAAAAAUCAUACUUAAAGAUAUGA